UUUUCGCCUAUAAAAGAACCAUCCCUAAACUCUCCCUUCUCUAAACUCUCCUUUGCCUCAUUUGCUAAGAAUCAAAUAUUGCUUGGCUUGCCAAUGAAAGAAAAUGCAGUGCGAUGGAUCUGCUUCACGGUGGCCACAUGGCUGUGCUUCUGUUCAAUCUUGGCGUCGCCGUCAUCGGAGUUUGAGGAUAAUUUGCUCAAAGAAUACCCAACCAUAAGAGUUUCUACAACAAAUAUGACUUGGAAAAGUUACAGGGCGUUUAUCGAAGAAAUACGCGGUCAUUUGGCAGCUGUGAAUGAUAUCAGACAUGGAAUACCAGUAUUGCCAACUACAGCUGAUGUUCCUGUAAGGCAAAGGUAUGUAUUAAUUGAAUUAACAAAUAGCGCUGAGCUUACUGUAACGUUAGCAAUGGACGUCACCAACGCAUAUUUGGUCGGUUAUCGUGCUGGAAAUCACGCGUAUUUCCUGCGAACGGAUAAUCCGAACGAUGAAGAGGCGAUUACUCAUCUUUUCACAAACGUUCCGGCUCGGCAAACACUUAAUAUGGGUGGUAAUUAUGACAGACUCGAACAAGUUGCACAUGCAACUCGAGAACAUAUCAACUUGGGACUCCAUCCACUAGAAGACGCUAUUUCUACAUUCCAUCAUUAUACGACUGGGAGUUACGCUACCCUGGCUAAUUCCUUCAUAGUCGUUAUCCAGAUGAUUGCAGAGGCAUCAAGAUUCCGUUAUAUCCAGGGCGCAAUGCAAACAAGGAUACGAGUAAAUACGCCAACUCCGCCGGAUCCUGCCAUGCUUAGUUUGGAGAACAAUUGGAACCUACUCUCACAACGAAUCCAGGAAUCUAACCAGGGGGUUUUCACCAGACCAGUGGAACUGCAAAGGCCAGAUAAUAACAAUUUUGUCGUCGACAAUGUAGCACAUACAAUAAUCGGAAACAUAGCACUGAUGGUAUUUUUCUGCGCACAACGACAAUCCAUCUCUCAUCCGUUUAUAAGGCUUGUUGUGCCAAAUCCAAACGAUGAUAUUUGUGUAGAUCCUGAGCCAACAGUGCAUAUUACGGGUGCGAAUGGUCUAUGUGUUGAUGUGAGAGAUGCAGAUUACCACGAUGGCAACGCAAUACAGUUAUGGCCCUGUAAACCUAGUCCACAUACAAACCAACUCUGGACCAUUAAAAAAGAUGGUACGAUUCGAUCAAAUGGAAAAUGCUUGGCCGCUUAUGGGUACAAACCAGGUCAGUAUGUGAUGAUAUAUGAAUGCUCCGAUGCUGCGAAGGAUUCCAUCGUUUGGAAUAUUUGGGACAAUGGAGCAAUUGUAAACCCUAAAUCUGGUGGAGCAAUUCCAAGUAACAACACAAAGCCAUUUAUAGCAUCGAUUGUCGGGUUUAAUGAUCUUUGCUUGCAGGCAUUUGAUAUGAAUGUGUCGUUGGCGAGUUGCUCGAAUAUGGAGGAUCAAAAAUGGGCUAUUUAUGGUGAUGGUUCGAUACGGCUUCAGAAGAACCUUCAGAACUGCUUACAUGGGGCUCCUAAUGCUGCACCUGUAACGCUUCGCUCUUGCAACGCUACAUCUAUAAACCAGCGGUGGGUGUUUAAGAAUGAUCAGACGAUUUGGAAUCUGAACUAUGGAUUGGUGAUGGAUGUUAAACAGUCUGAUCCAAGUCUUAAGCAAAUAAUUCUCUGGCCUUUCCAUGGACUAGCUAACCAAUUGUGGUAUUUGCGUUGAUUAUGCUUUACAGAUCUUAAGCUUUCUAUGAACGUCCUGCUGUAUGUGUAACAGCGUUUAAAUUACCUUGUGAUAUUAUGUGUAAUAAAUAAUAUAUAAUAAAUAAAAGGACGUCAAGUUAUUGUUAUUAA
Mercurialis annua (annual mercury) is the source of this 1853-nucleotide messenger RNA. RefSeq names its product ricin-like. Gene Ontology annotation, biological process: negative regulation of translation. The record is from RefSeq and is a predicted model, not a curated record. Gene Ontology annotation, molecular function: rRNA N-glycosylase activity. Lineage: Eukaryota; Viridiplantae; Streptophyta; Magnoliopsida; Malpighiales; Euphorbiaceae.